CUGCUCAGCAAUCGCCUGCCAGGUGUUGGGGUAACAGGGGGCACCGCUGCUGAGGACGUGGGGGGUCUGGACGGAACUCUUGGAACCUCGGGAAGACUUGAAUCUCCAUUAGACAUCACAAUCCGCCAUGGCGGUCCGCGGGAUUCUGGCACUGCUGCUGUGUUGGUGUGCGGCGGGGGCGCGUUCAGACCGAGCGCAGGCGCUGAGAAUAAUGGAGCAAGUUCCUGUCAUGGAUGGACACAACGAUCUCCCCUGGCAGUUCCUGGAAAAGUUCAACGACCAGCUGAGUAAAGUGGACCUGAAUACCCUGAACAGCACCCACACCAACAUCCCCAAACUGAGAGAGGGGCGGGUGGGCGGCCAGUUUUGGGCGGCGUAUGUCCCGUGUGACACGCAGGGGAAGGACGCCGUGAGAAGGACAUUGGAGCAGAUCGACGUCGUCCAUGGCAUGUGUGAGAAAUACCCCGGGGACUUCGUGUGUGUCGGCAGCUCGACAGCGAUCCUUGAGGCCUUCCAAGCUAAGAAGGUGGCCAGUCUGAUUGGUGUGGAAGGAGGACAUUCGAUCGACAGCAGUCUGGGGGUCCUACGCACCUUCUACCACCUGGGGGUGCGUUAUAUGACCUUGUCGCACAGCUGUAACACACCGUGGGUGGACAACUGGCUUGUGGAUGAUAAACUGGAUCCAGCAAAAAGCAACGGACUCUCCAACUUUGGAAAGAGUGUCGUUCUGGAGAUGAACCGCCUGGGGAUGAUCAUAGACUUGGCCCACGUCUCGGUGAAGACCAUGAAAGAUGCUCUGGAGGUCUCGAAGGCGCCUGUGAUAUUCAGCCACUCGUCCGCCUACGCGUUGUGCAAUAGCAGUCGGAACGUGCCGGACGACGUCCUCAGGAUUGUGAAAGAGAAGGAAGGUUUGGUGAUGGUGAAUUUCUUCAAUGAUUACGUCACAUGCAGCAAGAAAGCCAACAUAUCGGACGUUGCUGAUCAUUUUGAUCACAUUAAGAAGAUUGCUGGUUAUAAGUCGGUCGGCUUCGGAGGGGAUUACGAUGGGGUGCCCAGGGUGCCGGAGGGGCUGGAAGACGUGUCCAAAUACCCCGACCUUGUAGCUGAACUGCUAAGUAGAGGAUGGACGGAGGAGGAACUGAAGGCCGCGCUGGCAAACAACUUUAUAAGAGUAUUUCAGGAGGUGGAAGCGACAAGUGCUAGAUUGCAUGCGGAGAUCCCCAAAGAUGAGCCCAUUGCAUACGAUGAGAUAAAGAGCGAUUGUCGCACUGGCUGGGGCUAUGGUGUCCCCGCCGAUAAAACCCCACCUAACGCAGCGGACCGCCAGCUCUUGGGACAAGGAAUUCUUCUUCUCCUCUGCCUGCUAUUUGCACCAUUUCUGUGAAGGGCGGUCUUCAUCCCGGAGCACAAAAACACCGAUCUUGUAUGGACAACGGGCGCAAUGCGAAGAAAAGGAACCCGAUAAAGGAGGCCGCGACUACUGUACCCCCUCCGCUAUUGACGAUAAAGGAUGCCGCGACUACCGUACCCCCUCCGCUAUCCACUUUUAUUAUUUAAAGUUUGGGUUCAAAUACAAUAAAAGUCAUUCUAUAUAAAAAAAAAUGCGUUAUGCCGCGUACACACCACCAUUUUUAAUGGUCUAGAAAAAAAA
Molecule: messenger RNA, 1651 nt
Organism: Rana temporaria (common frog)
Lineage: Eukaryota; Metazoa; Chordata; Amphibia; Anura; Ranidae
Gene: DPEP1
Product: dipeptidase 1
Exons: 10
Coding region: 128-1384 (418 amino acids)
Biological process (GO): proteolysis
Molecular function (GO): metallodipeptidase activity
Source: RefSeq, a predicted model, not a curated record